AUGUCCAUUUAUCACGACGAGGUGGAAAUUGAAGAUAUGGAAUAUGACAAGGAUACAGAAACAUUCUUCUACCCGUGCCCGUGUGGAGACAAAUUUGAGAUAACGAUGGAGGACCUUGAGAAUGGCGAAGAAGUGGCCAGGUGCCCAAGUUGUUCCCUCCUUGUCAAAGUUAUUUACGACAAA
Helobdella robusta is the source of this 183-nucleotide messenger RNA. RefSeq lists its product as hypothetical. The transcript is spliced from 2 exons. Gene Ontology annotation, molecular function: metal ion binding. The record is from RefSeq and is a predicted model, not a curated record. Gene Ontology annotation, biological process: protein histidyl modification to diphthamide. Lineage: Eukaryota; Metazoa; Annelida; Clitellata; Rhynchobdellida; Glossiphoniidae. The annotation marks the transcript as partial.